GCGGAAGGUGCCUUGUGCCUUAUACAUCUAGUUUAAAUGUCGACUUCGCUUGGGUAAUCUCAAGAUUUGGACCGCAUUGCAUUCACAAUGGCAGACAAGGAAGCAACUGUGUACAUUGUGGACGUUGGGAAGUCCAUGGGAGAAUGCCGCAAUGGUCGAUCAGUGAGUGAUCUUGAAUGGGCCAUGCAAUAUGUCUGGGAUCGCAUUACAGGAACAGUGGCCACUGGCCGAAAAACUGCCAUGAUGGGUGUAAUUGGGCUCAGGACAGAUGAAACGUCCAACGAACUUGAAGAUGACGCGCAUUUCUCUCACAUCUCAGUUCUAUCGAACAUCAAACAGUUUCUUAUGCCGGACAUUCGGAAACUGGAGGAUGAAAUGAAACCAAGCAAAACGGACAAGGGAGACGCUAUUUCCGCUAUUAUCUUGGCUAUUCAGAUGAUCAUCACGCAUUGCAAGAAGUUGAAGUAUAGGCGCAAGAUUGUUUUGGUCACCAACGGACAGGGGCGCAUGAGCGAUGAGGACCUGGACGAGAUAGUGAAAAAGGUCAAGGAGGAUAACAUCGAACUUGUCAUUAUGGGGAUUGAUUUCGAUGACCCUGAGUACGGUUACAAAGAAGAAGACAAAGACCCUCACAAGGCUGAGAAUGAAACUCUCUUGCGUACCCUCGUAGAAGAUUGCGAUGGAGUCUACGGAACAUUCGAGCAGGCUGUGGCUGAAUUGGACAUCCCCCGUGUCAAGUCUGUUAGGUCAAUGGCAAGCUUCAAAGGAUAUCUCCAACUAGGUAACCCGGAAGAGUAUGACUCUGCGCUCCGUAUUCCUGUUGAAAGGUACUAUCGGACUUAUCCGGCCAAACCCCCGACCGCAAGUUCUUUCGUCCUGCGCUCCGAGCCUGAAGAGGCAGAGUCAUCUGAGGCUGUUGCUGCCCAAAAAAGUAGCCAGUCUGCAGAUGCUGGACUCACAACGGUGAGAACCAUGAGAACAUAUCAAGUUGAGGACAAAAGUGCACCGGGUGGGAAAAUCGACGUCGAACGAGAUGACCUCGCCAAAGGAUAUGAGUACGGACGGACAGCAGUUCAUAUAAGCGAGACUGAUGAGAAUAUCACGAUUCUUGAAACAUUCGCAGGGCUGGAAUUGAUGGGCUUCAUCCAGACUGACCAGUAUGAACGUUAUAUGCACAUGUCCAGCACAAACAUCAUAAUUGCACAACGUGCCAACGACAAAGCUGCUCUUGCCAUUUCAUCCUUUAUACACGCACUUUUUGAGCUAGAUUGCUAUGCUGUUGCCCGUCUAGUUGUGAAAGAGAACAAGACACCGGUUAUAGUCUUGCUGGCGCCCUCGAUCGAGCCUGAUUAUGAAUGCCUGCUCGAAGUUCAGCUACCAUUCGCCGAAGAUGUCCGAACGUAUCGCUUCCCUCCUCUGGAUAAGGUGAUAACUGUUUCUGGAAAGGUUGUGACGCAACACCGAAAUCUUCCCAGUGAUGAUUUACUCGAUGUGAUGGGCAAGUACGUGAAUAGUAUGGAGCUUGUCGACACAGAUGAGGAUGGGAAUCCGGUGGAGACUUUCCCUAUCGACGACUCCUACUCGCCUGUCUUGCACCGGAUUGACAACGCCAUCCGUGCUCGAGCUAUACAUUCAGACCAGCCCAUACUCCCUCCAUCGGAGAGAUUAACCAAAUAUUCACACCCACCAGAGGAUCUCAUCCAGAAUUCGCAGAAACACCUAGAGAAAUUGAUCGAGAUAGCUGAUGUUAAGAAGGUUCCUCCCAAAGCAAAGGGUCGCAAGCGCACCCGCGAAACUGAAAAGCCGCUUUCUGGACUCGACGUCGAUGCCCUGCUUCAUCAUGAAAAGCGCGCUAAGAUCUCUCCCAACAAUGCCAUUCCCGAGUUCAAGCAAACUCUCGCACAAGCCGAGAAUAUCGAGGCCAUCAAAGACGCUACAAAGCAGAUGAUGGCCAUCAUUGAAGAUCAAAUCAAGCAUAGCUUCGGUGAUGCUAACUACGACCGGGUUGUUGAAGCGCUGGGAACGAUGCGUGAUGAGCUGGUGUCGUACGAAGAGCCUGUCUCGUACAAUGACUUCCUGGGCCAACUCAAAGAUAAGUUGUUGCAGGAGAAGCUUGGAGGAGACCGACAAGAGCUGUGGUGGCUUAUUCGACGAAGCAAGCUGGGACUUGUUACUCAGCGCGAGUCGGAUCAAUCUAGGGUUACCGAUGCGGAGGCCAAAGAAUUCUUGUCCGCAAAGUGAGUGUUGAGCCGGAGGUUCCAGAGUGAGCUGAACGGCAGCCGAUAUGACUAGUGAACGAUAUCAUUAU
This is a messenger RNA of Aspergillus pseudonomiae, 2308 nucleotides long. Its product is annotated as ATP-dependent DNA helicase 2 subunit KU80. Gene Ontology annotation, cellular component: nucleus; Ku70:Ku80 complex. The transcript is spliced from 11 exons. The record is from RefSeq and is a predicted model, not a curated record. NCBI's taxonomy places the organism in Eukaryota, Fungi, Ascomycota, Eurotiomycetes, Eurotiales, Aspergillaceae. The coding region runs from base 88 to 2241 and encodes 717 amino acids. Gene Ontology annotation, biological process: DNA recombination; cellular response to gamma radiation; double-strand break repair via nonhomologous end joining. Gene Ontology annotation, molecular function: double-stranded DNA binding; telomeric repeat DNA binding; damaged DNA binding.